CGCCGGCGGAGGUCGCGAGUUGGGGGGCGGGGCCGCCACGGACCUGGGAGCGGGCGCCCGGCACCCGAGGGGCCAUGGAUGGGCUCGGCCGCCGCCUCCGAGCCAGCCUGAGGCUGAAGCGCGGCCGCUGGGAAGCCUGUGUGAAUGGAAGGGCUGAGAGAGACCUGUGUGAAUGGCUGCUUCUGCAACCCAGAGGAAACAUUCCAGUUGUUUCCAGAACAAGGCUGAUAAUUGUGGCUGGAGGAGCUUCCUGGACAGUGAGGACCUGUGAGAUGCACAGCCGGCGUUCUGCUGCCUUCCUGGGUCCCGCCGCAGUCUUCUUGCUCAACCGUUGGGUGCACAGGAUGGAAACAGCGCUCCCCUAUUUGGAAGACAGCGUGUGGCUUGGCUGCAUAGAGUCAUUGCUGGAGACUGAACCGGCAGGACCUCCCCAGGACAAUGUGGGAGAAGUAGUGAAGGAACCAGAAAGAGCCUUGGAGCACUAUCUACCCAACUUUGCUGGAGGCCAGCACUUCUUUGAAUACCUCCUCGUGGUUUCUCUCAAAAAAAAGCACUCAGGGGAAGAUUAUGAGCCCACAAUCAUCUACCAGUUUCCCAAGCGAGAGAACUUGCUUCGGGGUCAACAAGAGGAGGAGGAGCGGCUGCUUGGAGCCAUCCCCUUGUUCUGCUUCCCAGAUGGGAACGAGCGGGCCCCACUGACUGAGUGUCCCAGGGAGACCUUCUCGUUCGUCCUGACCAACGUGGACGGGAGCAGGAAGAUUGGAUACUGCAGGCGCCUCUUGCCCGCCGGCCGUGGUCCUCGCCUCCCCAGGGUGUACUGCAUCAUCAGCUGCAUUGGCUGCUUCGGCUUGUUCUCCAAGAUCCUGGAUGAAGUGGAAAAGAGACAUCAGAUCUCCAUGGCCAUCAUCUACCCAUUCAUGCAGGGCCUCCGAGAGGCAACCUUCCCCGCUCCUGGGAAGACUGUCACCCUCAAGAGCUUCAUCCCUGACUCAGGCACUGAGUUCAUUUCCCUGACGCGUCCCCUGGAUUCCCACUUAGAGCACGUGGAUUUUAGGUCUCUCAUGCGUUGCCUCAGUUUUGAGCAGAUCCUUCAGAUCUUUGCCUCUGCAGUGCUGGAAAGAAGAAUCAUCUUCUUGGCAGAAGGUCUCAGCACCCUGUCUCAGUGCAUCCACGCUACUGCCGCGCUGCUCUACCCCUUCAGCUGGGCCCACACCUACAUCCCCGUGGUUCCCGAGAGCCUGCUGGGAACUGUCUGCUGCCCCACUCCCUUCAUGGUUGGAGUCCAAAUGCGCUUCCGGCAGGAGGUUUUGGACAGCCCCAUGGAAGAGGUCCUGCUGGUGAAUCUUUGUGAAGGAACCUUCCUAAUGUCAGUUGGUGAUGAAAAAGACAUCCUACCACCCAAGCUUCAGGAUGACAUCUUAGAAUCUCUUGGUCAGGGCAUCAAGGAGUCACGGACUUCUGAACAAAUCAAUGAGCACGUUUCAAGGCCUUUUGUGCAGUUCUUUGUCAAGACUGUGGGCCACUAUGCUUCCUACAUCAAGCGGGAGGCGAAUGGGCAAGGCCGCUUCCAAGAACGGGCCUUCUAUAAGGCUCUGACCUCUAAGGCCAACCGCCGGUUUGUGAAGAAAUUUGUGAAGACCCAGCUCUUCUCCCUUUUCAUCCAGGAAGCUGAAAAGAGCAAGAACCCUCCUGCAGAUUAUUUCCAAAAGAAAAUACUUGAAUAUGAGGAACAGAAGAAACAGAAGAGACCAAAGGAAAAGACUGUGAAGUAAGAGCCGUGUUGAACACAAGUGACUAGACCUAUAGGCCAGUAGUGGACUUUGACCCCUGCCAGCAUGGUAGGAUGUGAAGCUCUCAGUCAGUAGAAUCCACAGCCUUCUUCCGAGUCCUGGUAACCAGGUCUCGCUUCAAGUUGGUGUCUUGAGUUUGGGAUUCCUGAAAUCAGCUUUCUCGAGACUUUGGAAGGCUCUGACCUCUGUGCCCACAGAGCUGGGCACAUAGCUGCCUUUUCUGCAGAGGUGACACAGGGCAAGAGACAGUAGUAGAGGUGGUGUAGAGCCCCAGAAGUUUCUGGAACUGCCCUCUCCCAGGAAGCACUAUUACAAAAUCCUCCACAGAGAAACAAGCUGUCACCCAAAUGCUCAGUUUCUUCACACAUAAACAGAGGUCUGUGGACAUGUGAGGAUAAGAAUAAAGAUGAAAAUCUUC
Messenger RNA from Dama dama (fallow deer), 2208 nucleotides. It is a transcript of the gene DENND2D, whose product is annotated as DENN domain containing 2D. Lineage: Eukaryota; Metazoa; Chordata; Mammalia; Artiodactyla; Cervidae. The transcript has 14 exons. Gene Ontology annotation, cellular component: nucleoplasm; cytosol. Bases 75 to 1772 code for a protein of 565 amino acids. The record is from RefSeq and is a predicted model, not a curated record.